AUGGCAAAUAUCACCGAUGGAAUAUGUAAAGAUGAUAAUUUUAUAUUUGAGGACGUGGAAAUAGAUGUGAAUGAGCUUGAGUUAUCUCAACAUCAUGAAGAAGGUGGUGGUGUGAUACAAGAGAUUAAUAAUCAGCAGCUUGUAGAUGGACAUGAAUUGGUAACACAAGAUGGACAAGAAUUGGCAAAGAGUCCACAAUAUGAAGAUAAACAAAAAUUGGCAAGAAUCCCAUUUGUUGGUAUGGAGUUCCAUGAUGAAGGCGAAGCCUUUCAAUUUUACUUAGAUUAUGCAAAAUCCAAUGGUUUUGGGGUAAGAAAAGGUCACGUGAAUCGUUCUUCUAAGUCUCAAUUAAUUACAUGUCGACACUUUGUUUGUGAUAAGGAAGGAGCCAAGUACAUGAAGGACAAAAGGCAACUAGACAAAACUGUUCACAGACGCAGAGAUACAAGGACAAAUUGUCAAGCUCGGAUGGUAGUGUCAAAAAUGAAAAGUGAACUAUGGACUAUAAAAACCUUUGAUGAUGCACAUAACCAUGAUUUACUAACUAGUCCCUCUAAGGUGAUGAAGAUGCGGUCUCAUCACCGCAUUAGUGAGACAUGUAGAAGUUUGAUGGAGGCAUUGCAUAAGAGUAGAGUGGGAACGAGCCAAAUAUCUCGAAUAUUGAAUGAAACAAUCUCAAGAAAACAUCCAAAAACUAUUAUUACAGAUCAAGACUUGGCCAUGGGGAAAGCUAUUGCAAAAGUGUUUCCAAAUUAUGGUCAUCGACUUUGCUCUUUGCACAUUGGAAGAAAUUCAAUGAAGUAUUUAGUUGAUUUGAAGAGCAAGGAGGGCUUCAUGGGGGACUACAACAACUGGUUGCACAAUAGUGUAUCGAUUGAAGCAUUUGAGAAUAGAUGGGGUGAACUUAAAGUAGCAUACAACAUUGAUGACAAACAUUGGUUGAGUAAAAUGUAUAAAAUUCGACACAAAUGGGUUUCUCUAUAUUGGCAAGAUAUAUUCACAGCCGGAAUGACCUCUACACAACGCAGUGAAAGUAUCAACUCAUUUUUUGAUGGCUUUGUUAAUUCACAAACUCCAUUGGAUGAGUUUGUUAUGCAGUAUGAUAAGGCAUUGUGUGAUCGACGAAAUGAUGAAGAAAAUGAAGAUUUCAAGACUUUAAACUCUAUGCCUAAUUUUCUUUCAGGUCAUCCAAUUGAAAGAUGUGCAGGAGAAGUGUAUACAAGAGCUGAGUUUAAUAUCUUCCAAGCAGAAUUGUGUGAAAGUGACAGUAUGCUUGCAGAACGCAUACGUGAUGGGUAUGAUCAUGCCAAAUAUAAAGUUUGCAAUCAUGUUGUUGUAUUUAGGAGGAAUGGUAUUGAAGAUGGGGAGCCUACCGCUACAUGUUCUUGUAAGAAAUGA
Molecule: messenger RNA, 1398 nt
Organism: Dioscorea cayenensis subsp. rotundata (Guinea yam)
Lineage: Eukaryota; Viridiplantae; Streptophyta; Magnoliopsida; Dioscoreales; Dioscoreaceae
Product: protein FAR-RED ELONGATED HYPOCOTYL 3-like
Exons: 3
Coding region: 1-1398 (465 amino acids)
Biological process (GO): regulation of DNA-templated transcription
Source: RefSeq, a predicted model, not a curated record